AUGCGCCAUCAUCAUAAACGUGGGUGGAAGGCAGCGUUUCAAUGUCCAGAAAACCUGGAAAUCGUCAUCGUCCAUAAGGUUUAUCAAAAACCUGAUUUUAAAUUGGGCGGAUGCUUUGGGGAUUCUUAUUGGUCGAAAACAACAAUAACCUCUUCAGUGACACAACGUUUUCAUCAUACAGGAAGAAUAUUUUUGCAUCUGGAGGUGUUAGAAUGCAAGGUCCUCAAUAGACUCAUGAGUUCUUAUUUUGCUAAUCAAUAUAUGCCAGACAUGAGGAAUGGGGGGGUUGUUCCAGAGGGACACCCCCACCAACAUUACGGAGCGGUUCCUCAAGGUGAAAGUGAUCAUAGUUGUAACGGUGGUGAAAUAAGGCAAGGCAUUCCUCCGCAUCAUUAUGGGGGACCGCCGACGGGCGGUCAACCCCCGCAGGGCAUGCCCUACCCGCGGUUUCCGCCGUACGAUCGAGUCGACAUUCGGGCCGCGGCUUAUUAUCAGCAACAGGAAUUGGGUGUCGAUAGCGUGGAUACAAACUCAUACGGUAGACCGAAUUCUCCCAGCAUCGGACACAUGGGAGGUCCACCGAACGGUCACCAAACUCCCGUAGUGUACAGCAGUUGCAAGUUACAGGCGGCGGGAGUGCAGCAAAACAUUGUUGCGGGACAGGUCACGCCUCCCCUCGACGUACCUCAACCUCUAAAUAAUCACAAUGCCAAUCACAUGAACCACCAACCGCAUCACCACUUGCAAAUGCAGCAUCAUAAUCACAUGAAGCAAGAGUAUCAACAACACGAACACAUGCUCUAUCAGCAGCAGCAACAGCAACAACAGCAGCCGGGUCCUCAACAUCAACUGGCUGCACAUCAACAGGGACCUGGACCCCAGGGUUCUCAGGGACCUCAAGGACAACAGUCCAAUAAUAAUUCUUCUAAUUUACCUAGUCCUUUAUAUCCAUGGAUGCGAAGCCACCCGAUGAGCCAUUGUCGCCUCAUAUCCAAAUUGAGUCGUCGGACUGGCCAAUAUAUUAUUAUGGUCAUUUGUUUUUCUCGAACAAGUUAA
Pediculus humanus corporis (human body louse) is the source of this 1056-nucleotide messenger RNA. RefSeq lists its product as uncharacterized. Bases 1 to 1056 code for a protein of 351 amino acids. Gene Ontology annotation, biological process: regulation of DNA-templated transcription. The record is from RefSeq and is a predicted model, not a curated record. NCBI's taxonomy places the organism in Eukaryota, Metazoa, Arthropoda, Insecta, Psocodea, Pediculidae. Gene Ontology annotation, molecular function: DNA binding; DNA-binding transcription factor activity. The transcript is spliced from 5 exons.